This is a messenger RNA of Kogia breviceps (pygmy sperm whale), 2737 nucleotides long. The record is from RefSeq and is a predicted model, not a curated record. NCBI's taxonomy places the organism in Eukaryota, Metazoa, Chordata, Mammalia, Artiodactyla, Physeteridae.
GAGACACUUGUCCAGGUGUAAGCACUGCAGCAAAGGAUCCCAGGUCCCAGCCUGUCUCAGCAGCAUGUGUCAAUACCUCAUUCCUUUUUAUGACUAAAUAAUAUUAUGUCGUUUGGAUAGACCACCUUUUGUCUAUCCAUUCAUCAGUCAAUGGACAUUUCAAAUAUUAUUAAUACUCCAGUUCUCGGGUUCUGUAAUUCCAAACCAUGGCACCCUGUCUUUCAGGGACAAAGCAUACCAAAAACACUGCCUCUAUUUGGCCACGACUCUCUCGGGUUCCCUCUGGAGGAGGGAGCGCCUGUUCUUUGCGGGAGAACACAGCCCUAAGCAUGUAGAGACCUGCUGAAGACCCUACGGCUUCCAAGAAAACCUGGGAUUUAUUAUUCCAGAUUCAAGGGCCACUGGGCCAACCUAAGAAAUCCUGUCUUUUGCGGAGCCGGAUGCUCUGCACCAUUUCCUCGCGGCCCCUCCCAGGACCCUCGAAGGGAGCGAGACUGUCGGGAGCCUCCUGCUCCGGCGGAUCCUCUCCCCGCGGGCCUCCGGCCACGUGGUGGCACCCAGCCAAUCAGCGCGGGGCGUCCGUAGUCUCGGCAACAGUUGCGUCCAAGCUCUGCAAGUCACGGGUCUCUGGCAAACUUGGUAUUACUGAUUUUCUGGUACCCAAUACCCCCGCGCAAGCAAGCACACACACACACACACACACGCACAUUCACACACUCUCUUCAGCACCGCUCCCGGCGCCGCGACCAUGGACUAUUCUUCGGAAACGUACGAGGCUGUGUUCCCGUCUCUGCUCCGGUUCUACCAGUCUAAGUCCUUGGUUGACGACGAAAGUGCCAGCAAGGAGCUCGUGUUCAACCCUGAGACGGUCAUCGCCCGCUGCUUCAAGCAGUUCAAGCAGGACGACUUCCACCCGCCUCAGAGCCCCCGCAGGAUCCUCAUCUUGCCCCGAAAGGAGGCUCUGAUGCCCGUCAAUCCCACCCCUCAACCCCAGGCUCCCCCCGAGCCCACCCCCAGCUCCAAAGCCCUGGAAGUUGGGGACAUCCAAGAACAGCCAGAGGACCCAAGGGCCUGGCUCACCCAGAGGCUGAGGGUACGGCAGGACCUGGAGUCAUUUGGCAACAUAGAGAGGUGGCUGCAGAACAAGUCCAGACUGACGCCUUCGGAGGCCAAGGUCCUACACGAGAGCCACAAGGAGCGUGAGGCCCGGCUGAUGCGCCAGCUGGCCACUCCCAGAGACACCAAGAAGAAAAGCCUGCAACCCCUCCACCGGCAGGUGCCCCAGCUACAAGUGCCCAAACCCUCUGCCCUGUCGGCCUUGUACUCUUACCUGUGCAGCCACAAGAUCAAGAUCCAGGAGAUAUUUCACAAGGUGGAGUGGGGCAAGAAACAGAGGAUAUCCAGGGAGGAGUUCAUCACGGUUCUGAAGGCAGUUGGAGUCCCUCUGAAAAUCCGGGAGGUGGAGGACAUCGUGAUCUAUCUCAGCUCUCUGGGAAAGCACAACAGCAUCACCGUGGAUAACCUGGCCAGCACCUACAAGCAGUGGUCUUUGGCUCAGCAGAAAAGCACCCUGGCAACUGCAGCAGCGAACUACAGGUCUGCCAAUGACAGUGGUUCUCCACAGAGUCCAUCCAAGAAGCAGCAGGUGAAUUUAGCCCCCGAACCCCUCAAGAUGGACCUGCUGCCCAUGCCCGUGGUCAACACCGAGAUGGAGGCUCAGCCCGUGACCCCGGAGGAGAUGGAGGAUGUGGGCAAGCGGUACCGCGAGAAGAAGCAGCAAAACAAGCUCCCCACCCCCUCCAUCCAGUACACUGAGCAGUGCCGCCUGGUGCACAGCGGGAGCAAGCACUUUGAUGAGCACUGCCUCCCGUCCACCAUCCACGGGGAGAUGGAGGCGGUCCUCAACAGGUCACGCACCGGCACCUUUCUGGUCUACCUGCAGUGCUGGAAGCUCUGCAAAUCCUACCGCCUCCCGCUGACCGAGGACAUCCUCGUGAGAGCCCUGAUGUACCCGGAGGACAAGAUCAUUUUCCAGGAGGACCAGGUGCUUCCAAUCCGGCAACCGGGAGGCUACUACUCGGACCUGAAGAUCAUCAGUCCGACCCUGGCCCUGCUCCGAUCCCAGGGCGUUUCCAGACCUGUGGCUCAGAAGCCUGGCAAGCUGAAGGUCCCCCGGAAAAUCAAGAAAGUCAGCUUUAAGAAGUUUGAGGAAUUCACCAGGAAGCUGAAGGUGAAGAGGCCCAGUGGUCCGCAGCCAACCCAUCCCAAUUUCUUCUGGCCGGGUCACCUCCUGGACAAGCUGAAGCUCUACCUGCCCACUGUGACCGUGGACCGGAGCCUGGCGCUCUUCAGUUGUGUCCAACACCAGUCCCAGGCCUACUCAGCCACCUACCAUCCCGACCACUGGUGGCCCAUUAAGGACAUGAACUACAUGACCUAUGCCUAUUACGAUGCCCCCAAGAUCUACCACAUCAACUAGACUGGCCCAAGUGUCGCCAAACCUAGCCAUCCUGGGGCCGGGUGCCAGUGUAGCUAGCAGCCCAGAGCCGUAGACACAGGGAGGGUAUCAAAGAGCCAAACAAGAGAAGUCGUUUCAGUGGGAAGGCCCGGGCCAGCUCUCUCCAGACUCAAAGCAUGCAGUGUCUCAGAGGGUGGGUGUGUCCAGGGAGAGAUGUGGUUUUUGAGCAUUUCCCUCUCCUGACCUCUGUCCUUUUGAAAUAAACCACGUUGGAGUUUU